Andrographis paniculata is the source of this 2253-nucleotide messenger RNA. RefSeq names its product casein kinase 1-like protein 10. The transcript has 14 exons. Lineage: Eukaryota; Viridiplantae; Streptophyta; Magnoliopsida; Lamiales; Acanthaceae. Gene Ontology annotation, molecular function: ATP binding; protein serine/threonine kinase activity. The record is from RefSeq and is a predicted model, not a curated record. Gene Ontology annotation, biological process: signal transduction; endocytosis; peptidyl-serine phosphorylation. The coding region runs from base 617 to 1999 and encodes 460 amino acids. Gene Ontology annotation, cellular component: cytoplasm; nucleus.
CGUCUUCUCACAAUCAAUCAUCGAUCUUUUUGUCUGUCUCAAACCCGUUCAGCUUUUCUUUUCCUAUUACAAAAUCCAAAUCCAUUUUUUUCACUCGUUUUCUCUCCCCUUCUGUCAUUUUUUGGGCCGUUGAUUCCUCAAUUUUCGCUCUCUUGUCUCCCCGCUGCACCGUUCUUCGCCAUAUUUAUUUAUAUUUUUGUUUCCCCCCUUUGCUGUCGAUUCGUUUGUUCAAUUAAUUUUGGUCACAGUGGUAAUUGGGCGGACGAGCACCUGCUUGAUACCCGUGUUUGACAUGGCAUGGGUAUGUUGUUUCUAGGGCUCGAUCAAUUGGAGGAAUGAGGGAUCGUGUGCUCGUGGAUUAGGUUUUCGGCUCAAGGAUGUAGUUCGGGGAGAUAAGAGAAUUUCUCGAUCGAUUAAUAUUUAAUUUAUGUGAUUUCUUGGAUCUGCUGUGGGGUCCUGGAUUUCAUAAUAUUUUUGUGGUGGUUUUGGAGUCUUGAGCUUGUUUAUUAUCUGGAAAUUUGUUUUCUUCUCGGAUUAAGGCUGGAUUGCUGAAAAUUUUCUUUUGGAUUUAUUAUUAAUUUUGGAAUUUGGGUUUGUUUGGUGUUCUUCGAUUGCCAUGGAUCAUAUUGUUGGAGGAAAGUUUAAAUUUGGGAGGAAAAUUGGGGGCGGUUCAUUUGGUGAACUCUUUUUAGGUGUGAACAUACAGAAUGGAGAAGAAGUAGCCAUUAAGCUGGAACCCGUGAAGACCAAGCACCCUCAACUUCAUUACGAGUCUAAAAUCUAUAUGCUUCUACAAGGAGGAACUGGAAUUCCCAACUUAAAAUGGUUUGGAGUCGAGGGAGAAUAUAACAUCAUGGUGAUCGACCUUCUGGGCCCAAGUCUUGAAGAUCUCUUCAACUAUUGUAACAGGAAGUUCUCCUUGAAAACAGUAUUGAUGCUUGCAGAUCAACUGAUUAACAGAAUCGAGUAUGUCCAUUCAAGAGGGUUUCUUCACCGUGACAUAAAACCUGACAAUUUCUUGAUGGGCUUGGGUCGCAAAGCUAAUCAGGUUUACAUCAUCGACUUUGGACUAGCCAAAAAGUAUAGAGAUCUUCAGACUCAUAAGCACAUACCAUAUAGGGAAAAUAAGAAUCUCACUGGUACAGCUCGGUAUGCAAGUGUCAAUACACACCUUGGAGUUGAACAAAGCCGAAGGGAUGAUUUGGAGUCUCUCGGUUAUGUCCUAAUGUAUUUUCUGAGAGGAAGCCUACCUUGGCAGGGACUUAAAGCUGGCACGAAAAAGCAGAAAUAUGACAAGAUAAGUGAGAAGAAAAUGCUGACUCCUAUAGAGGUACUGUGCAAAUCUUAUCCAUCGGAGUUCAUAUCUUAUUUCCACUAUUGCCGGUCGUUGAGAUUUGAGGACAAGCCAGAUUAUUCAUAUUUGAAAAGGCUUUUCAGGGACUUAUUCAUUCGUGAAGGGUAUCAAUUUGACUAUGUGUUCGAUUGGACCGUACUGAAGUAUCCUCAGACGGGCGCAAAUUCCAGACCUAGAAAUCCCACUGGCAAUGCUAUUGCUGGAACUUCUGGCGAGAGGCCGGGAAAGACAUCAGUGGGGCUGGGGCAAGAUAUCCGCGAUAGAUUUUCCGGCGCCGUCGAAGCUUUUUCUAGAAGAAACGCCUCAAGCUCUGGCCGGCAUGGCGACUAUUCCAGACGCAGGACAUCAGAAGAUGUACCUUCAUCAAAAGACGUGCAACUCGACUCGGAAAAAGCCAGCACAUCGCGGAACGGGAGCUCCUCAAAGAGGGCUGCCGUUUCGAACAGCAGACCUAGUUCAUCAGGCGAGCCCUCCGACGGCCGGACUGCCAGGCUGGCCUCAAGCAGCGGCCGAUUGUCCACAACCCAAAGAAACCAACCGGGCUUCGAGCUAAAGCCACCAUUGUCGUAUGCUCGCGCCGGAGCCACAAAAAGCUCCCGUGAGGACCCUCUUCGAAGCUUCGAGUUCCUGUCCAUCAGGAAGUAACCUGGUAUGGUCUUUGUAAACAGAUAAUGUCAAGGGCCAUUAAGAAAUUCGAAAUUCCUGUGUGCGUGUCAUGUAAAAAUGACUUUGGUGUACUUGAAAUACUCUGUUCUUGGAUCCCUUUUCUCUUGUGGGGUUUUUGAUAUGAUUUUCACUGUUGUAAUGCUAUAUUUGUAUGUAUGUUCUCAUCCAAGGUACUGAUGAGUGAGUUACUGAAUUGUAUCUCUACUUUUACAAGACAAGCAAGCUUAUUUACA